Molecule: messenger RNA, 729 nt
Organism: Mesorhabditis spiculigera
Lineage: Eukaryota; Metazoa; Nematoda; Chromadorea; Rhabditida; Rhabditidae
Source: the annotation of a GenBank genome assembly
AUGCACGUCGACACGGUAGACGUGAUCAUGCUGCUCCUCCUGCUCCUCGCCUUCUACAUGUUGGGGCUGAUCGGGACCGACGGGUUCCGCGGGCCCCCGCGCGACGAGCCCGAACCGGAAGCGCAGGUGCAACAGGAGGACUCGUCCGACUCGAGGAGCCGCGAGGAGAACAAGCUGAUCGCCUCGUACUCGCGCAUGUCCAUCAGCCCGUCGGAUCCGGCGUCGAAUUCUACCAAAUCCAAAUCGACAAGCCACCGGAGCGUGGCCGGAAGUCAGCAACCCACCUUGACGACGCACACCGCCCAAGCGCUCACCUCCCGCCAGUCAUUCUCGUUUGCCCCGCAGACCGAGUCAACCCAACACCCGACGACAAUGAUCCAGAGCAGCCACUCGUUCAACGUCGAGGUCGUCCCGGAUGGGGUCUACAUUGUCCAAUACGACGGCGUCUACCACGCGAAGCACCCGGCCGUCCAGGCCUUCUGGGAGGCCUUCCACGAAUUGAGCCUCGACGAGCGCAAGAAGUUCCUCCAGUUCCUCUCCGGAAGCACCCGGCUGCCAGUGAAAGGGAUGAAGGACGUCAAGGUGAAGUUCCAGCCCUGCUCCGACGAGGCGCUCCCCGUCGCCCACACGUGCGCCAACACCCUUGACCUGCCGAACAUCAGCGACAAGAAGGAGAUGUUGAGGCGACUUCGAAUUUCGCUCGAGCACACCUCCGGCUUCACCCUGGUC